AUGUCUUCCUUAUUUGAGGCAGUUAUCAAUUUCAGUGUCCUGUUUUGGAUAAUUACGGUUGAUCAAGUGUCUUGUGAUGAUGGUGAGCUUCUUUUUGGAAUAAGUGAGUGCGAAAAGACAGGAAGGUGUCCAACACGUCACGGACCGAUGACUGGUAGGUCUGUAUCAAUUCAAGUUAACAAUCAAAUUAACACGCUAACUAACGCUAAGGAUUCGAACCCUGGAAUGCUCUUUUUUUUUCGUGAAAAUGAAAAUAAAAACCGUCUGAUAAAAUUCACUCCAAAAAAUUUGCUUCAGAAAUAUUUGCUGUUUAAUAAAAACGAGGUUAAUAACUUUAUAGAAAGACAAACACGUCUUCGUCGCAAAUCUGAUGAUGGCAACUCCUCAAAAAAAGACAACUCAGGCAAAGGUCAACGUCCAACUAUGUUAGGACCAAGACCCGGACGUGGAUUCUGGCCAGCUAUUCGAUUUAACGACGAUCUUAAUAUUUUAUUAAAUGAAAUAAAAUCUAACCCUUAG
Messenger RNA from Cotesia congregata, 519 nucleotides. The record is from the annotation of a GenBank genome assembly. NCBI's taxonomy places the organism in Eukaryota, Metazoa, Arthropoda, Insecta, Hymenoptera, Braconidae.